This is a messenger RNA of Argentina anserina (silverweed cinquefoil), 1243 nucleotides long. RefSeq lists its product as uncharacterized. The record is from RefSeq and is a predicted model, not a curated record. Bases 36 to 1001 code for a protein of 321 amino acids. The transcript is spliced from 8 exons. Lineage: Eukaryota; Viridiplantae; Streptophyta; Magnoliopsida; Rosales; Rosaceae. Gene Ontology annotation, molecular function: molybdenum ion binding; pyridoxal phosphate binding; catalytic activity.
UGCUGCCUUAGACUGCAGACCAACAUUAGGAGAGGAUGGAGCAGCUACCAUCACAAGAAGCCACAGCCAAAGUCUCAUCUAUUUUUGUAUAUCCCGUGAAAUCAUGUCGCGGGAUUUCGGUUUCUGAAGCACCGAUCACUCCUUCUGGAUUUCGAUGGGAUCGACAAUGGUUAGUUAUAAAUGAAAAGGGGAGAGCAUAUACUCAAAGAGUUGAACCAACGCUUGCUUGUGUUGAGGUACAGCUACCAAACAAGGCAUUCCUAGAGGGUUGGGAACCUACUAGCAGCUCAUAUCUGGUACUAAAAGCACCUGGUAUGGAUCUACUGAAGAUUCCUAUGAGUCCACCACAACAAAUAGCAGAUGGUGUUUCAAUAUGGGAGUGGUCUGGUGCUGCCUUAGACGAGGGAGCUGAUGCGUCAAAAUGGUUUUCAGACUAUCUUGGGAAACCUAGUUGGCUUGUUCGCUUUAAUGCAGCUUCAGAAACUAGACCUGUGAAACCUUCCCAUUGGUCUCAUAAAACUGUGGAACCUGAAUAUGCUUGGGGGCAGCAAAUUAUGUUCUCCGACCUCUUUCCAUACAUGAUAGCAUCUCAGGCAUCACUGGAUACAUUAAAUGAGCAUUUGGAGGACCCUGUACCAAUAAACCGUUUCAGACCCAACAUUCUUGUUGAAAAUUGUGAACCAUUUGCAGAAGAUUUGUGGACAGAUGUCAGAAUAAACAACUUCACUUUUCAAUGCUGCAUGUUGUGCUACCGCUGUAAGAUACCUACGGUGAAUCAAGAGACUGGAAUUCAAGGAACUGAGCCAAAUGAAACUCUCAAGAAAUUUCGAUCAGAUGCGACUGUGUAUCCAUCUCGGAAACAGCGGGGAAGGGUCUACUUCGGGCAGUAUCUAGUUUGCAAAGACUCUCUCAUUGCCGGCAUGAAGGGAAAUGUCAUCAAGGUUGGAGAUCAUCUUCAUGUCCUCAACAUGGUUUCCGCUGCGGAUGAAGUUCCAGAAUAAUCUACUCAUCUUUGCUGUCACAUGAUUCUGUGAAUUGCUGUCUAGUAUUAUGAUGAAUAAGAGGAGGCCUUCUUGUUAAAAAAAAAAUUAGCCCUCCCAAUUAGAUAAGAAAUUAAGAAUUCCAGGUAUUUCAAACACACAAGAGGAAUGCAAAUGUUCAAGUGAUAGAUAUGUCUCUUUAUGAGAUAUGUUUGAAGUACUAGAAAUUUGCAAUGCUUGGAUGAUGGAUCUUCUUGAAGUUG